CUUUAUCAACCUGCUCUGUUGAAACCUCCCCACUUCCCUCCGCGUUUGACGCUCUGUUCUCAGACGGGUUCGCUAUUCGGUAUUUACGCGUCGAAUUAUGUUUACAUAAAAGCGAAAUGUCCCUGGAAGUGUCAAUUCUAAGCCAGCACGAUUUGUUCAAGAACUGGGCCCCGGUGGCGUCGAGGCCAAAGUUCUCGCGUCGGCUGGCCUAUUCCCUCGACAGGAUCUUCACCUGGAACCCGACGGAGAACUCGGUCCACGUGGUGAACGUCAAGCACUGUGUCCGAGACAAAGAUCUCAAGACGCAGGUCGUCUUCGAAUUGACGCCGAAGCUGCUGUUCGAAGUCGAAGGCCUCGAGCCGAACCCGUCCUGCACCCUCCUCUGCCUCUCGGGCAAGAACGGCGUCGCGAUAGUCAACCUCCCGGAAAGGUGGUCCCAGGCCAAGUCCACGGUCAACUUCACCUCGAUCGGCCAGAGGCUUUUCCUCGGCGAGCAACAUCAGCUGCGGCAAGUUCGCUGGCACCCGGGAUCGCCGUCGGAUUCUCAUCUCGUCAUCCUCACUUCAGACGAGUGUCUCAGAUGCUACAGCGUCGCCGAUGGAGAUAUGUUAUGGAAGUGUUUCCUGUCAAAACGUGCUGCCAGUUGGCACAGCAACAUACCCGGGAAGGUCUCGCUUGGUGACACCCCGGUUGAUUUUGAUUUUGGACCUCCUCCAUUUGAUGAAGACUUGCUUCAAAUCAAAUGGCCCAUUCUGGUUCUUUGGGGACACGGUGAUGUCUACUCAGUUGUGUCCAGUUUGAACAAGGAGAAAACUAGUCUGGACGGACCGUUGAGAAUGUUCCCUCCUUCGGAUGAUAAUUACGGCACGGACGCCAGUUCCAUUAUUGUACUGAACUCGUCUCCUCCUAUUGUCGUGCUUUCUACUUGCACCGGGACGCUUUACCACUGUCUUCUCAUGGGCUCUGAGGAGCCGGAGCAUAAAAACGACAAGUCUCUUUAUGUGAUCGAAGGGGUGGAACUGAAUGUCGGGAUCACACUCUGGGAAGAUGAUGAUCUAGUUUCGACAAAGAUCGCUCUUAUGAAAGACCCAGUUGAAUCUUCAAGAUAUUUCUGUAUCCAUGAUGGCGGGAUUCACUCUGUAAUGGUGCCGAUUGUGUCAAAACUUUAUGAAUUCCUGAACGAAAACGAUGAUGACUUUGGCAGUUAUAAAAUCUCAAGUUCAGUGGAUUAUUUAAUAUGCACAGGGCUUAAUAGUGAAAACAGUCUAAAAUCUUCUCCAAUUUUGGGUUGCGCAUUCCUUGAUCUUUCAAUGACCCUUCUUGUACUUCUCCAAUCCGGUGUACUCAUGAAUAUCAAAAUGCUCCCGAAGACUAUCUACUCGGUUGAACCUCUUGCCGUGGAGAGGAGCAAAUCCGACAGCGAUGGAUUUCUCCUCAUGAUCGAGAAUGCGCUUAAUGAGAACGGAAUCAUGUCGGUCCUCCCGAUGGUCAAGCUUCCCGACAUGACACCCCAGGCGUGGCUCGAAAUUGUCAUGCGGACAUCACAGCACUGUAGAAAAGUGCUAAAAGUGCAUGAGUCUGUCGCGGCCCAGAUUGCAGAAAGAGCAGGUGCCAUUAGAGCUGCAGUCUCUACGGAGUUAAUUCAAAUCGAAAAAUUAGUCGGCGAACGCGCCAAAUUACAAGAGACAGCGGAACAGAUUGCAGAGAGGUAUGAAGAGCUCAAUGAGAAGCAGAAUAAUCUGAUAUCACGAAUUGAAGAUGUUAUGAAGACGACUUAUAACCAAGACCCUAAACUGUCACAAAAAGAAAAGGAGACUGUCAAUUAUCUAAAUUCCCUUUCACAUAAAUUAACAAGGCACGAAAAGGAUCUAAAUAGGGUGCGGACGAUGCAGAAGUACCAGGCUUCGGUUUCAAAAGAAGUAGGCUCGUUGUUGGACAACAAGGAUUUCUACCUCGAUGAUACAAGAACUAAGGCAAUUAGGCAAGAGCUCGGAGCCCUUUCGACUGACAUUAAUGAAGUGGCUCACAAAGUCAGAGAUAUGUGGUCUUGUCUGCGUGACAGUGGAGUUUACAAGUAGUAUUUAAGUUUUUAAAU
Cimex lectularius (bed bug) is the source of this 2095-nucleotide messenger RNA. It is a transcript of the gene mbo, whose product is annotated as nuclear pore complex protein Nup88. The record is from RefSeq and is a predicted model, not a curated record. Gene Ontology annotation, molecular function: structural constituent of nuclear pore. The transcript has 3 exons. Gene Ontology annotation, biological process: protein import into nucleus; ribosomal large subunit export from nucleus; mRNA export from nucleus. Bases 117 to 2078 code for a protein of 653 amino acids. Gene Ontology annotation, cellular component: nuclear pore. Lineage: Eukaryota; Metazoa; Arthropoda; Insecta; Hemiptera; Cimicidae.